Molecule: messenger RNA, 1026 nt
Organism: Kwoniella mangroviensis CBS 8507
Lineage: Eukaryota; Fungi; Basidiomycota; Tremellomycetes; Tremellales; Cryptococcaceae
Exons: 3
Coding region: 1-1026 (341 amino acids)
Source: RefSeq, a predicted model, not a curated record
AUGAAGGGCUUAAAGAAAAUUUUCGGAAAGAAGGGUAAAGGUUCAAGCUCUCGAUCGAGCACAAUGGGCAGCUCGAUAGCCAGCAGCUCUAGGCAAUCUACAAUUUCCCAAUCUCGUUCAAUCAGGGGACCGCCACCUUCGUACACGCCUCUUGGAUCUGAGGCCCCCACGCUAUCUCAAGAACCUUACAGAGAAUUGUAUCCCUACCCCAUUUUCGCUGCAGAUCAUCACACUGAGGCUAUCGACGUUCGAACCAUAGAUUUGACGGCACCACCAAAAGGAGGACACUGGCAACAUGCUGGAGACAUGACCCACGCAAAUGCAGGCAACGUUGUGGAGGGUAUCAGCAAUAUCAUCCGGUCCGGGGCUGUCUCGUGGGAUACCUCAGUAGGUACCGAUACUGUCAACAAAUUUGAGGUACUUCCUUUCAAUUUCUAUGAGCUCAAAGGAAGUAUGAAAGAAUAUACAGACUCUCACAUGCAAGUUGCUAAAGACCUUAUGCCUCGAUUUAGAACAGAAGCCGCGAAGUUGUGGCAAUCAGACCCAUCGAGUGUCAACCCUUCGUUGACAAAAGAUGAACGUAGGAUCAAAUGGAAGGAAGUCCUUGAUUCCUACGCUGGUGCAUGUAAACAAAUCUGCGAUGCUAAUCCUGAGGUCACAUGGAGAAAGCAAAAAGCCUUGGGUCACUGGUUGGCGUUCGCGAUCGACGAGAAACCGCUUGACAUGGUCUCUGACACUGAUGUCGAGUCGGCCACUGACCCCAUCAGUCCACAACAGUUUGAUAUCGAAGCUGCGAUUGCUCUCAACCACCUUUUACGUGAUAUGAAUACUCCCGAAGAUUUACAUGCGUUCUCGCAAGAUCCCUUCUCAAGCUUAGAAGAUAGCUUGACCAGAGAAUGGACGGGUUUGAAGGGGAGAUUCCCAAAUAUCGAACAUUCGAAUGAUCCAGAAGCAAGGAAGGCACUUGCUUCAUUCGAGGAGAGAAAGAUAUUGCUACACAAACUUCUCUCCGAAAAUGAAGAAUGA